ACUUGUUGUAAACAAGAUGUUUUGACUUGUCAAGCAAAAAUAUUAUAACCCAAACUCUAAACAACAAAAUGGCUACAGUGCUCGGCGUUGGGCCAGGGUUGUUUACCUUAGCUUUGAUAUGGUCUAUUUGUCUUUUGCUCUGUUUGCUUCUCUCAAGAGCGGAAGGGGCGAUUGCAUAUGCUGGUAUAGGAUCUGUCUUAUUUGCUGGGUUGAUAACUGUUAUAUUAGUUGUAUUACCAAGAGAACCUAAAGUACCUACCAUAGAAGAAUCGGUCACUAUUUUUGACUAUGGAAUAAUAUACAGAUAUUUGAUGUUAUCAGGAUGUGCAUUGUUUAUAAUAAUUGGACUAGUUGCAUAUUUGUCUGAUCACAUGAUGAUGCCAAUUUAUGCUAAACCAAUUAGACGGCUACGUUAGAUAGUAUAGUGCUUGUGCCCUAGCUACAAUGGAGUUGAAGCUUACCUUAUUGGAUUACAAAUGCAGAAACGCAGAAGGAAAUACAUAGUUCUGGAUAUAUUGUAAAUUGUUUCUGUGAAAGUUCGAAUGAUUUAAUGAUGUACACAAAUGUAUUGUUUUUAUUUAUUUUUAUAUAUUUUAUGCAUAUAUAAUUUUGUAAGUAAAUGAUAGUGAAAAUAUAAAA
Mytilus californianus (California mussel) is the source of this 639-nucleotide messenger RNA. RefSeq names its product transmembrane protein 218-like. Bases 69 to 416 code for a protein of 115 amino acids. The transcript has 3 exons. The record is from RefSeq and is a predicted model, not a curated record. Lineage: Eukaryota; Metazoa; Mollusca; Bivalvia; Mytilida; Mytilidae.